AUGAGUGCACUACAUCUGGCAGCAUUCAAUGGCCAUGAACAGGAGGUACAUUUAAUACUUGGUGGGGAUGAAAGUGAUGUCAAUACACCUGAUGAUACAGGAAUAUACCCGGUCAUAUGGGCUUCAUUGAAUGGACAUGAUAGGACUGUGGAACUUCUGCUAGAUCGAGGAGCCGAUGUCAACGCCCAGGGUGGAUACCACGGAAAUGCCCUCCAGGCUGCUUGUGCUAAAGGACACGAUAAGAUCGCACAGAUACUGCUAGAGCGGGGAGCCGAUGUUAACGCUCAGGGUAGUGAAUACGGAAAUGCCCUCCAGGCUGCUUGUGCUAAAGGACACGAUAAGAUCGCACAGAUACUGCUAGAGCGAGGAGCCGAUGUUAACGCUCAGGGUAGUGAAUACGGAAAUGCCCUCCAGGCUGCUUGCUCUAGUGGACACGAUACAAUCGCACAGAUGCUGCUAGAGCGGGGAGCCGAUGUUAACGCCCAGGGUGGAUACCACGGAAAUGCCCUCCAGGCUGCUUGCUCUAGUGGACACGAUACAAUCGCACAGAUGCUGCUAGAGCGAGGAGCCGAUGUCAACGCCCAGGGUGGAGUAUACGGAAAUACUCCCCAAGCGGCUCGUCGAGGAGGGCAACACAGUAUAGUGAAACUUCUCCAAGGACAGCAUUGUCCUGAUCAGUCGACCUCCCAACCUCCCCCUUCCAAAAGGCUCAAGGUUUCAUCAUGA
This is a messenger RNA of Penicillium roqueforti, 726 nucleotides long. RefSeq names its product ankyrin repeat domain-containing protein. Lineage: Eukaryota; Fungi; Ascomycota; Eurotiomycetes; Eurotiales; Aspergillaceae. Gene Ontology annotation, molecular function: protein binding. Gene Ontology annotation, cellular component: nucleus; cytoplasm. Bases 1 to 726 code for a protein of 241 amino acids. The record is from RefSeq and is a predicted model, not a curated record. The transcript has a single exon.